Polychytrium aggregatum is the source of this 1165-nucleotide messenger RNA. Its product is annotated as COQ9-domain-containing protein. Gene Ontology annotation, cellular component: mitochondrial inner membrane. NCBI's taxonomy places the organism in Eukaryota, Fungi, Chytridiomycota, Chytridiomycetes, Polychytriales. Gene Ontology annotation, biological process: ubiquinone biosynthetic process. Gene Ontology annotation, molecular function: lipid binding. The coding region runs from base 121 to 909 and encodes 262 amino acids. The record is from RefSeq and is a predicted model, not a curated record. The transcript has 6 exons.
AUCGUCUCCAAGCCGAUCUCGGGGUCCUCUCGAAGCCGAUCCACCCGCUUGUCGUCCUCGUGAACACGCCUUGGCCCGGCAUCGCCUCGACUUUGAAGCUCCCCUUAGCCACCGUCCACCAUGCAGGCCUUCAGGACAGCCAUCUCGCUGUCGCAUCCUUGGUCGCAUUUCAAGCGCACGCAUUUCUCGACCCUGUCGGCCCUCCGCCAUGAAGCCUCGGCCCCUGACUUCAACAUCCAUCUGCACGCCGAGUCGCAACAGUCGCAGCAACAGCGGCACUAUAAUCCCACCCAAAAGAUCCUCGUUAGCGCCCUCAACUUUGUGCCCACCCACGGCUGGACGGCCGACGCCAUCAUGGAGGGAUCCAAGGCUCUGGGCUAUUCCAACGUUGCCCACGGCCUGUUCCCCCGCGGCCCCAUCGAGCUGGUCGAGUUCUUCAUCAAGGACUCGACUGUCCGCAUGCGCGACGAGAUGAACCAGCUGGAUCUCAAUGCCAUGAAGACCACUGCCAAGAUCAGAACCGCCUGCAUCACCCGUAUGAAGCUGACUGCCCCGUACAUCCGCAAGUGGCCCGAGGCCGUUGCUCUCCUGGCCCUGCCCCAGAACGCCGCCAACAAUGUCGCCAACCUUGGAGAGCUCGUCGAUGAGAUGUGGUACAUUGCCGGGGACCGUUCUGUCGAUAUGAACUGGUAUACUAAGCGCGCGUUGCUUGCCGCUGUCUAUACCUCCACUGAGCUCUUCAUGACCCAGGACCGCUCGCCCGAAUUUGCGGAGACGUGGAAGUUCCUCGACCGACGACUGCAGGACACGGCAUUUGUAGGACGAAGCGCUUCAGAGAUCAAGAACAUAGCUGACUUUGGUGCCAAGACGAUUUGCGGGAUUCUCUCCUCGCGUGGCAUUCGCUUCUAGACUCCGGAGUGAAUGAAACAAUGAAUGAAUGUGCAUUUCAGCGCCGUGCAUCCCGUGGAGCGCCAAAUCACAUUCGAGCCGGGGCCAGCGGUGCUUCUGAGGGCCCUCGCCGCCGGAUCGAUGGAGACUCCAGCACCAGCACACAAACCAUAACAGCGUGUGUCUGACCUGCGCGAGAUAUACACACAAGGCUCGGAAUACUCGGCAUAUAUUCGAUGGCGCGUGAAUGGAGCCAACACCACAUGUGAAGAAUAUA